Messenger RNA from Nanorana parkeri, 2655 nucleotides. RefSeq names its product multimerin 2 (gene MMRN2). NCBI's taxonomy places the organism in Eukaryota, Metazoa, Chordata, Amphibia, Anura, Dicroglossidae. Gene Ontology annotation, biological process: negative regulation of vascular endothelial growth factor receptor signaling pathway; negative regulation of cell migration involved in sprouting angiogenesis. The record is from RefSeq and is a predicted model, not a curated record. Bases 46 to 2655 code for a protein of 869 amino acids. Gene Ontology annotation, molecular function: protein binding. The transcript has 6 exons.
GCACUUAGAAGCUGAAGCGGAUCUGUGUGUGGAGAAUAGGGGACCAUGGCAGAAAGGCUGUGUGCUGUAAUAUACUUUCUUGGGUUGAUCAGUUUGGUCACCACUUCUUCAGUCAAGCCACAUAUCUAUACAGCUGGAUCUUCUCCCAUAACCUCAACACUUGAAGUGCAUGGGAUAUCUACAUUCGCUCAUGGUCUACCUGGACAUGAGGAGUCGAUUGAGAGGAGGGAUGUUUUACACCAUGGCAAUAAGCAUUCAACAAGAACUGAACUACCAAACAGCCAGGGGACAAAUUCUCCUCCUCUGACAGGAGUAGCGAAACCGAAUCACGGAAAAUGGUGUUCAGUAGUGAAAAGCCAAGUAGUGUCAUACGUGGAUUUGUGCAAAACAGAAAAAUAUUUGAUAAGGUCUCAGCAGCCCUGUCCGUUUGGAACUCCGGACUGCCAAAAGACUAUGUACAGAAUCGCGCAACGACCAGUUUAUGAAAUAAAAAGAAAGUUUGUCACCAGUUUAGAAUGGAAAUGCUGCCCUGGAUAUACUGGUUCAACCUGUGAAUAUGCUGAUCCCAAUUCUAUUCCCAUUCCAGUGGAACACAUAUCCAAGGCUGAAACAACACAAGAAUCCCCAGUAAAUGCAGAGGUGACAGAAAUCAUUCAAGAAGUAGAAAGCCAAGAGAGUCUACUGGAGGAUAUACAGAAUGACAUUCAUCAGGCUGCCAGUCAUCUCAUGGAGCUACAGAAUGCUCUGGGACAUAAUGUCACUACUGCCUUCCCUGAGAGCCACAAUGAUUCAGACAUUACAGAAAGGAAAGAUGAGCGCCUCCUCCGAGAAGUAUUUCUACCACAUGUGGAAAACUUCUUAAAGGCUCAUUUCAACCCUGUGUGGAACAGCUUCAACAAAAGUCUUCAGAAUCUGAAUAGCAUGGUCAAGAACCUCUCUGAAAAUGUUGAAUCCAACAGAAAGAGAUUGGAUACAUUCCUGGAGAAUACUGUACCCAAGAAAGACCUUUAUGAGUUGGGAACAAAAUUUGAAUCAAAGGUUCAGGAAAAUGUUGACAAACUUGAUCAGCUAAAACAUGAAAUGGCCAACCAUUUUCAUACACAGCAGGCUGUGAUGCACUUUAACUUCACCAUGCUUAAAGCAGACACAGACAUGAAGUUGAAGAGAAACUUGAAGUUGCAACAAACACAGUUUUCCUAUUUGAACUUUAGCAUUAGUGAGCUCCAAAGGGGUCAGGAACAGAUUCAGGAUAAUAUAUUAGAUUUCUCUCAGAAUAUCACAUUGCAUUGUGCACCAAGAGACAGAGAAGUGGUAACAACUACAACUAUUAAUGAUACUCUUAAUGUGCAUGAGAAAGAGAUUCAAGAUUUGCUAUCUGAGCAAGAUGUCAUUUUUGAGAAUAUUUCUACUUUGGAAAAAUGGAUUAAAGAGCUUCGCACAGACUUUAAAAAAAAUUCUGAAAGGGUUCAGGUUCAGUUUAUGGAGAAAAGUCUAAUUAUGGAGGAAAAUAAAGUCUUAAUUCAACGGCAGAUAAUGGAACUUAACUACACUCUUGCUAGUACACAAGAAAGUAUUGAUGAGCUUUUCAAGGAUUGUGACUGUCAUAAAAUGAACUCAGAUAUUCUUGCUCUUGUGGAAAUACAGAGGAAUUUCUCUAACCAGUUUAGGGACAUUUUGUAUGGAUUUGAAGAUGUGAAACAAAAAGAAGGUAGUUCAAAGAUAUCACUGCAAAACUCAGUUGAAGAUCUCUCAUUGGAACUCCAGCUUAACCGUCAGUCUCUCACAGCCCAACAAGAACAGGGGCGGAACCUCAUGCUUAUCACCACACAGCUGCAAUCUCAAGCCACAAACUUUACUCAUGAUGUUAGAUUUCUCAAAUUGGAAAAUGAUCAGAUCCAUAAUCAUAUCAAACAUCUGAAAAGUUCAUUUAGCUCUCUAUUGGAAGAUGCGAUAAGACAUGAGAGAGUCUUCGAAGCACUGCUGGGUGAAGAAGUUCUAGACCUUUUUUCCGAAGAUAACCCUGAGGCAAUACAAGUAUCAAUAGCAAAAAUAUAUGAAAUGCUAAAUAGUAAUGUAGAUAGGAUAGACCGGCAUCAGAUAACAAUAGAUUCAAUUUCUGACCGAUUGAACUUUCUGGAGAUGCAGACUCAAAAAGACAAUUUACUAGCUACAGCCACAAUUGUCAAUGUUGAACAACACAGUGAAGAAAAGACCUAUUAUGGUUCUUUCCACCAAGGAAAUGUAGCUCACAUGGAACCAAGCCACGAAGCAUCGAAGGAUACUGAUGAGUCUGAAUAUAGUGAUGUUGCCAUCUUGAAAAAGGACAUAAAAAAUCUUACUGAGAAAAUAAAUAAGCUGGAGUCCUAUUUUGUUGAAGGGCAUAUUUAUAAUGGUACGAUUGAAGCUACAAUAAAACCACUCGGUUCUUCCAUUGCCUCCAUUAAAGAGGACAUUGCAAACCUAAGAGAUGUUUAUAAUGGACAUAUACAGUUAUUCCACAAAAUCUUUGGAAAUUAUGAAGCUCUUGUUUCCUCAAAUGUGACUCUCGACAUUGCUCAGAUUCAGUCUAUUAUUGAUAAGAAAACAAAAAAGAAACUGAAAGCAGCAGAAUUACAGAAUAAAAAAAAUGAUAAAAAGCAGAGAGAUGGCCAAUAG